UAUGGAGUCAGAUAACAAAGCACACACACACCUAUAGAAUGGAUUAUUCAACUUUCGUUCUCUUAAUUUCUGCCCUUUUUACACUCAUCUAUGCCCUGAUCACCACCUCCAGCCGGCGCAAGUCACGGCUUCCGCCGGGACCUUACCCUUUUCCGAUCAUCGGAAGCCUUCUAAAGCUCAGUGACAAACCACAUCGCUCUCUCGCCACACUCUCUAGUCGUUAUGGUCCUUUGAUGUCUCUUAAGCUAGGAAGCAGAACAACGAUAGUUGUUUCAUCACCUGAUGUUGCCAAAGAAUUCUUCCACACUCAUGAUAUAUCGUUCUCCGGCCGAUCAAUACCCGAUGUCGCCCGGAUAGUUGACCACGAUCAAUACUCAUUAGCGUGGCUCCCCACCGGAGAUCAAUGGCGUAGACUACGGCGAAUAACCAGAGAAUAUUUUUUCUCCGUUCAACGUUUAGAUGGCAGUGCACUCCUACGUGAGGAGAAGGUACAAGAACUUCUUGACCAUGUCGAUAGAUGUUGUACAAAUGGAAAGGCUAUAAACAUAGGUGCAGUUGUCUUUACAACAACUCUUAACGUUCUCUCCAAAUAUAUGUUCUCUGUGGAUUUCAGUCAAUAUGACACCGUGUCAUCACAAGAGUUCAAGGAAGCGGUGAUGUCUUUGUUGGAAAUAGCUGGGAAGCCGAAUCUAGCAGACUUUUUUCCAAUACUAAAACCAUUGGACCCACAAGGAUUAGUACGUCGAGGAAAUGCUUAUGGUAAAAAGUUGUUGGCUAUUAUUGAUAGGAUCAUUGACCAACGAUUGCAAUCAAGACUGAAUUCAUCAUCAUACGAUGGUGUAAACAACGAUGUUUUGGACUCGUUGCUCGAUCUCACGGACAAAGAAGAAUCUAUAUUUAGUCGAGAUGAAAUGAGACAUUUGUUCUAUGUUUUGUUUAUCGCAGGAACUGACACAACGUCAAGCACAUUAGAAUGGGCAAUGACUGAGCUUCUUCGUAACCGAGAGAAAAUGGAAAUGACUCGGUCAGAGAUCAAUAAAUUCAUGAAAAAUAAGAAGGGAAUUGUACAAGAAACAUAUAUCUCUCAACUUCCUUACUUGCAAGCAGUUAUCAAAGAAACUCUUCGGUUGCAUCCACCUAUUCCUCUUCUUGUUCCCCACCAAGCUAUACAAGAAGUACAAGUCAACAGUUUCAUUGUGCCUAAAAAUGCACAAAUCCUUUGCAAUGUGUGGGCAAUGGGGCGUGAUCAUAAUAUUUGGUCUGACUCGGAAACAUUCAUGCCAGAAAGGUUUUUGGAAGUCAAGAUUGACUAUAAAGGUCAAGAUUAUGAGUUCAUUCCAUUUGGUGCUGGGAGGAGGAUAUGUCCAGGAUUGAAUAUUGCUCAUAGAAUGUUGCAUAUAAUGUUAGGGUCUUUGAUUCAUAAGUUUGAGUGGAAACUUGAAGGAGAUGUAAGAGUAGAAGAUAUGGAUAUGGAGGAAAAGUUUGGGCUCACAUUGCCAAGAAAAAUACCACUCAUGGCUAUUCCAAUCAAGCUUUGAAGUUUUUUUUAUCAUUUGAGUAGGAGCAUUUAAUAUGCAUGCUUUAAUGGAAUUGGUUGAAUAACCUGGAAUGGUAUUCAAUGAAUUAAAUUCAACCAUAAUUGAAUGUCAAGUUGGUUGGUGCUGAGUGAUAUGAA
Molecule: messenger RNA, 1675 nt
Organism: Lactuca sativa (garden lettuce)
Lineage: Eukaryota; Viridiplantae; Streptophyta; Magnoliopsida; Asterales; Asteraceae
Product: cytochrome P450 76T24
Molecular function (GO): heme binding; oxidoreductase activity, acting on paired donors, with incorporation or reduction of molecular oxygen; monooxygenase activity
Source: RefSeq, a predicted model, not a curated record